AUGAGCUCAAUGGCAUCGGUCGACCACGCACAGAACAUAUAUGCUUCUACCAAUGAGGCUCUCGAAGCAGCCAAACAUCGUUUUGCAAAGCGAAACACCAAAAGCUCACACUUACACGAAGAAGCCAGCCAGAGGUUACCUGGCGGUAAUACGAGGAGCGUGCUUCACACUGCGCCGUUUCCAGUAUUCCUGAAGAGCGGUACAGGGUACCAGGUCACGUCUGAGGAUGGACACACCUACACAGAUCUCGUUGGGGAAUUCACUGCCGCUUUGUACGGGCACUCGCAACCUCUCAUUCAAUCAGCUCUAAUUGACACUAUUAACAACGUCGGUCUCAACUUGGGCGGGACGACGACACUGGAGAUGAGGCAUGCCGCGUUGAUAUGUUCGCGCUACAAGCUCGAUCUUAUUCGCUUCGCCAACUCAGGCACAGAAGCAAAUCUGCACGCGAUUCAAGGUGCAAGAAAAUUUACCGGCAAGAGGAAGAUUGUGGUGUUUACUGGAGGCUACCAUGGCGGUUGCUACACGUUUCCUGGAGAUCAUCCUGCUGAGAACUGUGUCGAUCAAGACGAAUGGGUUAUUGCAGAGUUCAAUGAUGUCGAAGACGCGAGAAGAAAGAUUGAAGAGUCUGAGGAUGUAGCAGCAGUACUCAUUGAGGGUAUGCAGGGACGAGGGCCGUGUCUCGUGGGUACUCAUGCCUUCCUGCAUCAAGUUCAAGAGUCAGCAAAGAAGGUCGGCGCAAUCUUUAUUUUGGACGAGGUGCAAACAAGUCGUCUAGCACCAGGAGGCCUACAAGAGCUUGAAGGGCUAAAACCAGACCUCACGACUUUGGGCAAGUUCCUCGGGGGAGGGAUCACAUUCGGCGCCUUUGGAGGGCGAGCAGACAUUAUGCGAGUGUAUGACCCACGAGAGAAGGGCUCUUUAGGCCAUUCUGGCACUUUCAACAACAACACCCUUGGGAUGACAGCAGGAUACACCGGUCUCGCGCAUGUCUACACGCCUGAAGUCUGUCGCGACUUUAAUGCGAUGGGUGACAAACUUCGCCACCGUCUACAAGAGCUUUCACACGGAACUAAGAUGACAGUUACAGGCUUAGGUACAAUCAUGGGUAUACAUUUCUUGCAUGAUGGCAAAAAAGAGCUGAACAGCUUCCGAGAUAGAAAUGAGGAUCCUGAUUUAAGCAUGCUGUUUUGGCUCGAGAUGAUGGAGGCUGGAUUCUGGAUCACGCAGCGUGGUAGCUUGGCGAUCAUCCUAGGCACGCCCUGGGAGGAGUUGCAAAGGUUCGCGGACUGCGUAAACAGCUUUUUGAAGAGACACGGGAAAUUAGUGGGUAUUUGA
Alternaria atra is the source of this 1338-nucleotide messenger RNA. RefSeq lists its product as uncharacterized. The transcript has a single exon. Lineage: Eukaryota; Fungi; Ascomycota; Dothideomycetes; Pleosporales; Pleosporaceae. Gene Ontology annotation, molecular function: pyridoxal phosphate binding; transaminase activity. Bases 1 to 1338 code for a protein of 445 amino acids. The record is from RefSeq and is a predicted model, not a curated record.